UCACCUCUAGGCUGUGAUGCAGUUCGUGCUUAGACGAUCCAUUCCGUUCACACACAGAGACACACACACGCGCGCUCAGUGUCACUCUGCAGCUUCACACACAGUGCGCGCGCCCUCAGCUUUACGCGUCCGACAUCUGCAGCCAUCCCGACUAACCGUAUCAAGCCAUCGAUGGAGGUAGCACUCUCAGCGACACAAGGAGAGCUCUUUCAGUGACAGAAAUGCCCCGGUGUACAGUGAGAUCUGAACAAAAUGUGGAACACAUGUCCGGUCCUAACUGAAGCCUCCGUUGAGAGCUGGGAAUCUUAAAGGAAACCCACAGACGUCUUUUCUCUCGUUUGCGCACACAGCGGUUUGUAUAUGCAAACGGUGGUUCACUUCAGGAAGCCAUGGAGGGACUCGUCUAAGGAGGACCCAACGUAAUUGUCUUUUCCCAGUUGUCUUCUGGUUGAUUUUCGUCCCUGCACCUCUUCCUGGCGAGAGUCGCCUGUCCCCACACGCACAAUGGCAGAGAAGACUGGACUGGGGGUUCCGAAACCUGGAGGCAAAUCCUCGACUUCGCUUCCACCCGAGCCUAUCGAGAUCAUCCGGACCAAGGCCCGCUCCAGGAGGGUCCGCAUCAACGUCGGGGGCCUCAACCACGAGGUCUUAUGGCGGACCUUGGACCGACUUCCCAGAACCAGAUUAGGCAAGCUCAGAGACUGUAACACCCACGAGUCACUAAUGGAGGUCUGCGACGACUACUGCCUGAACGAGAACGAGUACUUCUUCGACAGACACCCCGGCGCGUUCACGUCCAUCUUGAACUUUUACAGAACUGGAAAGCUGCACAUGAUGGAGGAAAUGUGCGCCCUAUCUUUCGGGCAAGAGCUCGAUUACUGGGGCAUCGAUGAGAUCUACCUGGAGUCGUGCUGCCAGGCUCGCUACCACCAGAAGAAAGAGCAGAUGAACGAGGAGCUGAGGAGAGAGGCAGAGACUCUGAGAGAAAGGGAGGGAGAGGGGGAAUUUGAUAACACCUGCUGCUCAGACAAGAGGAAGAAACUUUGGGACCUUUUGGAGAAGCCAGGUUCCUCAGUUGCUGCUAAGAUAUUGGCCAUCAUAUCCAUUCUAUUCAUCGUUCUUUCAACAGUUGCACUGUCCCUGAACACCUUGCCCGAACUCCAAGUCACAGACGAAUUUGGCCAAGCCAAUGACAAUCCUCAACUCGCUCACGUUGAAGCCGUGUGUAUUGCAUGGUUUACAAUGGAGUAUCUCCUGCGCUUCCUGUCAUCACCAAACAAGUGGAAAUUCUUCAAAGGGCCACUCAAUGUCAUUGACUUGUUAGCUAUAUUACCCUACUACGUCACUAUUUUUCUGACCGAGUCGAACAAAAGUGUGCUGCAGUUCCAGAACGUGAGGAGGGUGGUACAGAUAUUCCGCAUCAUGAGAAUAUUGAGGAUUCUGAAGUUGGCGAGACAUUCGACAGGACUGCAGUCUCUUGGGUUCACCCUCAGGCGCAGCUACAAUGAGCUCGGCUUACUCAUAUUGUUCUUAGCCAUGGGAAUCAUGAUAUUCUCAAGUUUGGUCUUCUUUGCCGAGAAGGAUGAGGAUGCCACCAAAUUUACCAGCAUCCCAGCUUCAUUUUGGUGGGCUACAAUCACCAUGACAACAGUGGGCUAUGGAGAUAUUUACCCUCAGACUCUGCUUGGCAAAAUAGUUGGUGGACUUUGCUGCAUUGCUGGAGUGCUGGUCAUUGCCUUACCCAUCCCUAUUAUUGUGAAUAACUUCUCAGAGUUCUACAAGGAGCAGAAACGACAGGAGAAAGCCAUCAAGAGAAGAGAGGCCUUAGAACGAGCUAAGAGGAACGGAAGCAUUGUCUCAAUGAACUUGAAAGAUGCCUUCGCACGAAGCAUGGAGUUAAUGGACGUUGCCGUGGACAAAAAUGACGAUAAACAGCCAAUGGACAACCACCUUUCUCCGAGCCGGUGUGAUAUUCCAAAGCGCACAUCCUCGGAUACCAGCCUCAGAUCCUUCGACAAGAAGUUUCCUGACAGCGGCCAACUCGGGUCACGGGAAUACGUCAGAACUCCUAGUCCACAGCAUCUGAACGUUCAGAAACUGGAGGAGAUGUAUAACCAGAUGACAAAGACACUGUCCUUCUCGGAUCUCAGCACAACCAACAGCACACAACCUGUGGCCGUGUCAAAACAUGAGGUAGAGUUGGAGAUGAACGAAGUCCCGACUGCCAAUGAGGGGCAACCCAAGGAAAGAGCCAUCACAGAGGUCAGAAGCAUAUCGAGCGUUGACAGCUUUGCAAGCUGCACUGCUGAAUUUGGACAGUGUGAGAAGGUAUCCAGCCCUUCUUAUACAGCAGAGCAAAUUCAGCAAAGGCAACCGAAAGUACCUUUGAAUAUCCAACACGGCCAGCUGACCCCCUCUGAAAUAAGUCCCGUGGAGAACCCUGGGACUGUCAACCGAGACACUGAUGGUGAGAACUUCAACGAGAUUGUAGAGAACAUCAGAAGCUCCAUUCGUGGCACAAACCCAAUGAAGACAAAGGGCCUCAAAGUCAACUUCAUUGAAACGCCAGAGGAUGCUCCUCUGACACCGCCUAACACUUCUUCUCCACAGGAUGUCAACAACAGUCUUCUGGAAGAUGACUCCCCGGAAGGAGAGUGCUCUCCUCUCUGUUCGGAUUCGGAGACGCUGGGUAGUAUCCCAAUAACAGGCUUGGUUCUUUCUCCGAAGAUGCUGGCCGGCAGAUACCAUCCUGGAGAGACGGCACUGCUUCUGGGGAACCUGGAGGAACAGGAGUACCAUGAGGAACAGAACCAAAUGGAAGUGGCUUCCGCAGCCAUCUCCUCACCCAAACUAGCAGCGCAGAACUGCACUGUCGGUGUAGUCAGCGGUAAUGAGGAGGAAAAGCCAGACUCCAACCAAACUGAACACAAGAUGGAGAACCACAUGUUUACGCCGGAGAUCCAUCUAAUGCCAGGGGACGGCAAUCACUCGCCAUCUUGCGAAACCGGGAUGUGACUGUGGCCUGACAUUUGGACAGAAUGGAGCGCACUGGGGGAGAAAAGGCACGCAGAUGUGGUCUGGUCUGAAAGAUAUUUUUGCAUGGCAUGAAAAGUCCCUUGUAAUUGUGUUAUUGUCAAUAGCGCAAACGAGACUGCAGUUCUUGCAGAUGAGACCUGGAGAAUGUGGGUGCAAACUAGAGGCUUGUUUAGAAUGUAUUUACCAAACAAUGAGGACAUCGUUGACCUACCUGUACAUUUUACCUUUUCACUUGUUUUAUCAUUUUAUAGAGACUGUCAGAACAUGAGCAUGCAUAUUAACAAAGCUGUUUUACGGUGCUUAGUUUGCUGAGAGCACUCCACGGUAAAUAUAGAGACUACAGCUAUGAAAAUGCACAGAGGGCAAAGUAGAUAUCAAAAGGGUUUUUUUGUUAGCCUUUUUUUCUGUUUUAAAGAGGGAAUUUAUCAUCAAAGACUGUGAAUAGUGAGCUGCAAAGUAGCGACGUAUUGAAACAUAUCAUGACUUUCUUUAGAAAAGCAAUGUGUACCUAAUGCAGAUGUGUUUUGUGUUACGGUUUAGGAAUGGUCUAUAAUAUCACAUAUUUAUUUGGGGAUUUUUUUUUUCUUUUUUUUUUUUGGUUUGAUUAUUUUUGGUUUGGUACUCAAAUUAGCAGCAUCAAAAUCUUGACUCAAUGACCAGAUGGAUUGCUCUUUCUUCUUGAUAUUAAAGUUGCAUACACACCUAUAGUUGCCAAAAGAGAAUAGCAAUCAGAUAAUAUACAGUAGAUAAAAAUGCUAAUUAUUUAUUGACUUAUGUAUCGCGAUAGCUUCUUUCAAAAAAAAAAAAAAAAAACAAGCUUAAUAACCUGCUUUUAAGUUCAAACAUGCAUCAUACAAACACAUGGUUACAGCAGGUAUGUGUGUCUUAACUUAUCUUUACAUACUCAAAUAUACCAUAGCACAGCAAAGAGUUGAUUUAGAUACAAUUAGUCAAUGAUCAAAUCAUUAAAACCUCUGGUCAUUCUGGUCAUUAAAACCUAGAAAUAUUGUUCACACAUUUCCCUUUUAAAACUACUGUAAAAACCUCUUGGUUUAUCAAAAGGACCAAUACUUUACACAGACAUCAAUUUUUUUUCUUUUUUUCUAUUUGACAAGAGUACAGUCGUGUAAAUGGCUCUACAGUUAAUUUUUCACAUGAGUUGUUUCAUUAUUAUCCAUAUUUCACCACUUCUGUAUCAUUCAGAUGUGGUGUCAUUUCUUAACGGAAACUCACAUUUGUCCAGUUUUACUAAGUAUUGAAGAAUAUUUAUUUUUCUUUUGAGUUAGGCCUAUGUAUUAUCAUCUGGCCAAGUUUUUUUUUUUUUUAUUCCUGUCACCUGAGAAAAUAUUAAUUUUAUGUUGCCUUUAUUUCAAGAUUGCUGGAAGUAUAUGUAUAUUACUUGCUUUGGCAUGGCAGUUGGCUGAUUGUUCAAAAUGUACAUUGUGUUUGGAGAGAUCUGAAUAGGCCGAAUCAAGAUUGGGAAAAGACCAGGAGGAGGAACUCAAGACUUCAGCUGGCUCUCGCGGUUACCCUAUAGUGGAAAGUGCAAUACAGCAUACUGCAAUCUAUGCAGGCCAAGAAUUGUGGCACUUUAUUUACAGUCUAAUGGAUUUGUAAGUGUACAGGCAGAGACUUCAAUUGUAUUUUUCAGAUGAUAUAUCUUUAAUAUUUAAAAUAUCAGUGUUACCACUCAAAAAAAGAUUUGUCGUUUUACAAAAACACUGCGUUGCCGUCAGAAUCACUCGGGUUAUACUCUUCAAACAAGAUUCUCUUGACAAAAUCGACCAGGAGGGUCUUUUAUAAAUGUCUACAAACAAAUAUGAAAAACAAACUUGUGAAAUAAUUUAAUGGGCUCCUGAAAAGUAUUUUAUGUUUUAUUAAUUAAUGCUGACAGUGGUUCUAUUUUUUCUAAACCAAAAUUCUGCACGACCACAAUUUCCUGCCAUAGGGUGGUUUAAAUGACACGUGCCUGUUCAUAAACAUUUAUGAGAAGGCUACAAAUAAGUUGGCUUUGUUCAUAUAGCACUGUACAGAAAAUUAUACUUUUUAUAGGGGGAAAAAAAAAUCAGGUCUUUAAGUAAUAGAUAUGCGUAACAUUAAGUUCUCAGGUUUUCUACGACACUAAUCUUCUAAUAUGGUGGAUGUCUACGUUUUCCUCAUUUAAAAGAAAGCAUCGGUUUGUUUCUUUUGUUGUCCUUGUUUUUAAAAAGAAUGUCAUCACAUGCCUAAUUUGGUUGACAGACUGUUGAAUAAUGGCCCAUCUCAUGCAUUCCCACAGGACGGUCAGCUUCCCUGCUGUGCUUUAUUAUGCCUCAUAUAUACAACGGCCCCCCAAAAAUAUUUGGUCAAAAUGUAUGAAUUUUUAACAAAAUAUCAAAUGAAGUGGCAUUUAUUUAAAGAUACAUAGCACAAGCACACUUUUAAAGCAAAACGUUUUACAAAAAGACGGGUUAGGUUUCAAAAUUGGGACACUUUAUGGUUGUCAAAUACUAGAAGGAAAAUGUACUCAAAAGUGACUCAAUCCCUUUGAAAAAUCAAGAAAAGUUGAGAAGAGGAGCAUGCAAAUUCUACUUGGUGUGAUAUUUUGUAUCAAAUUCAAUGGCGUUCACACAAGUGUCCAAAUAUUAUGUGGAGAUAAUUAUCGAGGGUAAGAUAAAUGAAGUUUUGUUACCAGUUUUGUGCCUGGCUAGCACUGCCUGUAGGCACCUCUGUUAUGAUAAAUGAAUGGAAUUUGAUUUCAGAGCAAGAUAUCUUUUCAGCAUGUUAAAUCUUCUACAAUUUCCUCAGUACCGUAUACACAUCAACAAGGAAUAGUUCAACAACAAAAAAACGGAAAAUUCUGUCAUUUAUUCACCCCCAUGUCUUUCCAAACGUGUAUUACAUAAUUUCUUCAAAGAUAUUUUGUCCUAACAAUGAAAGUAAAUUGGGUUCAGUGUUGUUUUGGACCCCAAUGGCUUUCAUUAUAAAACUGUUGAAACAUUCUUCAAAAUAUCUUUUGCGAGAAAACAUGAGGAUGCAUAAAUGAUGGCACUUUCCUUUUUUGGAGUAACUAUCCCUUUAAGCAAGAUGAAAUGCUGUCCUAUAUCAUAUAAGUGCUUGCAUUUGCUCAGAAAUUCAAUUUCAGAGCCUUGAUCAUUUGAACAUAUCAUAUCUUGUUAAUUGGUAUCCCAAUAUACUGUAUUUAUCUGUCAACAGCAGACUCUCGUGUGUGUUGCAGCAUUUCAUAAUUACAGUUCCGAUUCAAAUAUUGCACAAAUAAAAGUUUCACACCAUUUAGCACCUGUUGAAUCAAGGCAAAUGAGUGGGGCUCAAAGUCAGUACUGUUAAACUUUUUGUUUUCUUCAUAACUCAAACACCAGGCAAUCACCUGCUUUUUUACCUGUAGCAUGUCAUCAUAUGACUAUAGAAGCAUCUCCCAUGAGCCUUUAUGGGAGCAGUAGAUGCAAAGGGAUUUGUGUCUGUGUGAAUUUGCUCAUGUGUGAACAGUAAAAUGAAUUCUAACAGCUGAUGGACUGUGAACAAGCAUGUUUCUCAUUACAUGAUCAUGUGUGAUAUAUUGUCUUGGCAAGCGUGUGUUUUCGUUUCUUUUUUGUUUGUUUGAAAGCGAGGUUAAAUAUGAAUGUUUCAUCCAUGUGUCAUAGCCUGUUCUCCCAUGCAUAUCUGCUACACUGUAUUUCUCUCCUCUCACUGCCUCUUCUUUUCUGUUUUUUGUUUGUUUAAAUGUUAUCUUGUAUCUCAAUGUCCGUAGACACCUUUACACUGCAGACUGUUUCUGCACAUAUCAGCAUCUUUGAAUGCAUGUAGUAGUCUGUACAAUUAUGUGAUCACAGAACACUUUGUCAUGGUACAUGUGUGUCAACAUUUCUGUAAAAUAAACCGCAUUGUCUAUGUUAAGUCUACUAGCAUAUGCAGGAUAUCAAAUAAAUGUGUAAAUAACUCACUUGUGUUCUGCA
Pimephales promelas (fathead minnow) is the source of this 6989-nucleotide messenger RNA. RefSeq names its product potassium voltage-gated channel subfamily B member 2b (gene kcnb2b). Gene Ontology annotation, molecular function: protein binding; delayed rectifier potassium channel activity. The record is from RefSeq and is a predicted model, not a curated record. NCBI's taxonomy places the organism in Eukaryota, Metazoa, Chordata, Actinopteri, Cypriniformes, Leuciscidae. Gene Ontology annotation, biological process: potassium ion transmembrane transport; action potential; protein homooligomerization. Gene Ontology annotation, cellular component: membrane; neuronal cell body; voltage-gated potassium channel complex.